AUGGCGGCGCCGACCCGCCGCGGCCUAGAGCGGCCCGCGCCCUCCCCGCCCACCCUCCCCGCGUCCUCCACCGCGCCACCAUCGAGUCGCAGCCCAGAGCGCCCACCGCGCCGCCCCGACCAUAGAGAAGCGCUGUCCGGAGCGUCUCCCCGCGCGGGCCCGUCUGGCGCCGCCUCUCGCCGGGCCCCGCGCGGGGCGGCCCGCGGCGCCGUCACCUCCGCGGGACCCCCGGGGCCGCCGUCUGCGGCGGGGGGACCCCCGGGCCCCGGCAGCAGCCCGGGCCGGCGGGAGCAGCGGAACCCAACCCCGGGAGGCCUGGGCAGCCCCGCUGAGGGGCAGCGCGGCGCUGGGCCUGCCCUGGGCCGCCACCCGCCUGGUGUCCCGGGAGCUCGGCGGCCUCGCAGCCGUGCGGGGGCAGGACGGGGCUUUAUCUGGGCCUUCUCGGGGCAAACGGCACCACCACCCCCCCGCCCCGCACCUGCGGCUCUGCCCGGUGACCUCGCUUUGUACCGCGGGCAGCUCGUCCCCGGUGUGACCUGGGAGACCAGUGUUGGGCCACUUUCCUUCCCCUGUGUGAAAAAUCAGAGCUGGUUCCUGGCAGACACGGAAGUUCUGCUGCUGGACCCACCCAAAACGCCUCAAGAAGUCCCCAGAUCGUGGCAUGAGGAGCUUGUUCUGCCACAUCACGCUGUGUGGCAGCAGUGGAUUGAAUCAUCCUCUGCUGCUGGCUGCAGGAUGCUGGUUGAUUUCUCCAGUGAUUGCAAAUGGAGGCUGGAUCUGAGUGCCAAGUGUGACCCCAGACCAGAAAGAGAUGUUGUCAUAUAUAAUUAACGGGGCUGCAGCUUGUACUGUAAAUAUCUCCUUGGUUCCUCGUCCCGUGUUUGUCAGGCAGGGGCUGUUUUCUUCCCAGGACAAAAGGUCAAUAUGGGUGCCAGAGAGUUCAUUUCCAUCUUUACUCGCUAAAUAUCAUCAGAAGAAAAAGGCUCUUUUCAAGUCAUUUAACCAGCAAUAAAUUGGAAAUAAUUGAUAACUCUGCAGAUGAGCACAACAAAUCCAUUUUACGCAGAAGAGCAACAGAUCAAAUAUUUAUAGUUCAGCACUAAGAUGCUGUUGAAGUGUAGAGCGAAAGGGUAUGCCUGGGAUGGGUUUCAUCUUCACAGCUUGAGGUGGAUGCAGCUCAUUUGCAGACAAGAUACUCAGUCCAUAAUAGUGAAAUUUACUUUCAUUUGACAAAGUUCCUGUUAAAAGUGGUAAUUUUCUCAGGGCUUCUUAUUAUUCUUUUUCUUUAAUAACCCUCUCUUCCCAGCUGUGGCCUCACACAGGUACCUCCUUUGAGGGCAGGUUUAAAUUUGCAGCCCUGACCAUCACAGAAUCACAGAAUGGUUGGGUUUGGAAGGGACCUCUGGAGGUC
Molecule: messenger RNA, 1411 nt
Organism: Apus apus (common swift)
Lineage: Eukaryota; Metazoa; Chordata; Aves; Apodiformes; Apodidae
Product: basic proline-rich protein-like
Exons: 4
Coding region: 1-831 (276 amino acids)
Source: RefSeq, a predicted model, not a curated record